Messenger RNA from Agelaius phoeniceus (red-winged blackbird), 6867 nucleotides. It is a transcript of the gene PKNOX1, whose product is annotated as PBX/knotted 1 homeobox 1. The record is from RefSeq and is a predicted model, not a curated record. NCBI's taxonomy places the organism in Eukaryota, Metazoa, Chordata, Aves, Passeriformes, Icteridae. Gene Ontology annotation, biological process: regulation of DNA-templated transcription. Gene Ontology annotation, molecular function: DNA binding.
GCGGCGCGCGGUGACGCGCGCGGCGGCGGUGCGGGUCCCGAUUGCUGCAGCCGCUUGUCAGUGUGACGAAGAUUGGCACCCGAGGUUUCUGUCAUCCACCUUGUACAUAAGUGGGAUCUCUGUGCUGGAACAAGAUAAUGUCUUCAACUCAUUGAAGGAAAGGGACUAUUUGUUCACACUUAGGAUGAUUUGACACAAUUAAUGUCUUAAUAACCAUGAUGGCAACACAGACAUUAAGUAUAGACAACUAUCAAGAUGGACAACAGAUGCAAGUGGUAACAGAGUUAAAAACUGAACAAGAUCCCAACUGCUCUGAAACUGAUGCCGAAGGGGUGAGUCCUGCCCCUGUAGAAUCUCAGACUCCAAUGGAUGCAGACAAGCAGGCCAUUUACAGGCACCCACUAUUUCCCUUGUUAGCACUAUUAUUUGAAAAAUGUGAACAAUCUACACAAGGCUCAGAAGGCACAACUUCUGCCAGUUUUGAUGUAGAUAUUGAAAACUUCGUGAGGAAGCAGGAGAAAGAAGGAAAACCCUUUUUCUGUGAAGAUCCAGAAACUGAUAAUUUGAUGGUAAAAGCAAUCCAAGUUCUGCGUAUCCAUCUGCUGGAGCUGGAAAAGGUCAAUGAACUCUGCAAGGAUUUCUGUAGUCGUUACAUUGCCUGCCUGAAGACAAAAAUGAAUAGUGAAACUCUAUUAAGUGGAGAGCCUGGAAGUCCUUAUUCACCUGUGCAAUCUCAGCAAAUUCCAAGUGCCAUUGCAGGCACACUCAGUCCCCAAGGGAUCGUGGUGCCAGCAUCAGCAUUGCAGCAGGGAAAUGUAACUAUGGCAACAGUAGCAGGGGGGACAGUGUAUCAGCCAGUCACUGUGGUCACUCCACAAGGACAAGUGGUGACACAGGCACUGUCACCUGGGACUAUUCGGAUCCAGAACUCCCAGCUCCAGUUGCAGUUAAACCAAGAUCUAGGCAUCUUGCAUCAAGAUGAUGGCUCAUCAAAAAAUAAGAGAGGAGUUCUUCCCAAGCACGCUACAAAUGUGAUGAGAUCUUGGCUUUUUCAGCACAUAGGGCAUCCAUAUCCAACAGAGGAUGAGAAGAAGCAGAUUGCAGCACAAACAAAUCUGACACUACUCCAGGUUAACAACUGGUUUAUCAAUGCUAGAAGGCGAAUUCUUCAGCCAAUGCUGGAUUCCAGUUGUUCUGAAACUCCAAAAACAAAGAAGAAAACAGCCCAGAACCGACCAGUGCAGAGGUUCUGGCCUGACUCCAUUGCCUCAGGAGUUGCUCAGCAGCAAUCGAACGAGCUCACGAUGUCAGAUGGUGCUGUCGUGACCAUCACAGCUCCAGUGAACAUGAAUGUGGACAGUCUGCAGUCCUUGUCCUCGGAUGGUGCCACCCUGGCUGUGCAGCAGGUGAUGAUGGCAGGGCAGAGCGAGGACGAGUCCGUGGACAGCGGCGAGGACGACGGCGGCGACCUCUCCACAGCCAACAUCAGUGGGCUGGUCUUGGACAACAGCGACUCUCUGCAGUAGGAAGCCAGAGAGCCUGGAGGAAAAAAAACACUUAGGAAAAAGAAUGGACUGACUGACUGACUUUUUAUAGUUUGCACAGCAAACAUUUUACACAAGUUUUAUUUCUAAUAUGUUUUAUAUGUAGAUAUAGAAGGGUGCACUUUUUUGUAUUUCAUAGUAAGCUUAAAGAGUGUUUUUGCAGGUGCAGCAACUUCUUUCAAAUGUGUUUUGGUUUGUUUUGUUGGUUUUUUUUUUUUUGUUUAUUUUCCUUUCCUUAUUUCAGAAAAUUAUAUCUAGUAAUAUAAAGAACCACAUAAGCACCCCUUUGUUCUCUGAAUUGGAAGUGCUGCAGUUUCUGAGGAAUUAUGCAGUUUCAAUUAGUGCUGUUAUUUAACACAGCUUUUGAUGGGCAGGUGAUGUAAAUUUAAAGCAUGUGACACUAGUGUGUGAAACUUGAUUAUUGAGUUAGAUGCAUAUAUUUGAAAGAUGCUUCUGCACCUUAAAAACUGCUAGUCUGAGGUGGACAGCAACACACAUAAAAAGGAACUGUUGAUGUGUGAUUCAGUAGAGAAUGUAUGGCAAUUUAAAUAAGUUUAGUUUCUCUCAUAGUCCGUGAGCCUGUUUAUCAUUUGCUAUAAAAACUCCUAUUUUUACCUUGCUGGGGUUAUUGGAUAAAAAAAAAAUAUUUUUAUAAAUUCACUAGAAAUUGGGAUGACAACUGUAUUAAGCAGGAGGAAAAAAAAAUAAUUUCCAGAGGGGAAAAAUAAAUGUUUAGUAUUCCUAUUUGGAAGGUCUGAAAAUUGACCCAAUUUAAUAAACAAGCCUACAGUAGCAUUCUAUGAUUCUCAGCUAUCCCACAGUGAUAUACUAUAUUUGAUAAUAGCAUAAGAAGGGCCCACUGUUUGAUGGGAUUUUGAUAUUGUCAAACAUUGAUUUAUAUUAUGUGUAAACUAAUAUUCAAAUUGCAUAACUCUGUAUCUAGACUUGUAUCUGAAAAUAUUUGCUAAAUGAAUAUUCAGGUAAGUAAGUUCAAAUACCCACAACUUUUCCAAUUAUUAGAGAAAUUUAACAGUUUAUAGUUUGUACAACUGAAUCUAAAAAAAUGAAAAGUUGCCUACUAUACAGUCAUGAAUUCUGCUAUUUUAUUGCAUUUGAAAUAUUUUCCCCUAAUACAAAAAGAAAAAUAUAACAUGAAUUUAUAUAAAAUUUCUUCAGAUCUGAAGUUUACUACCAGAAUAUACAGCAGGCUUUGUUAGAGUAGGAAAUCCUUGUGUGUCAUUUAAAAAACGAAGAGCUGGAGAUAAAAACAGCUGGGUUUUGGUUUGGUUUUGUUUUGGGAUUUUUUUUUUGUUGUGGUAACAGAUAAUUUCUUUCAUUUUCCCAAAGUUUGAAGUCUGUGAUUGUCUAUCCAUGAACACUUGCUUUUGGAACUUUGUAUUUCCCAUUGUUGAGUACAAAUAAGAGACUCAAGAGCCUCAUGCUAUGAUCAACACCCUCUUUUGUCCCUGUCCAUUUGUCACAGUGUUGGCUUAGAUCAAAGCCAGAAUUUCCUUCUGAUUUUGACCAAAUCUGGGCGUGUUUCUGACAUGACAGGGAGAAAGGUGGUCACCUUUAGAAUCUUCAGGCACUGUAUUUGAACAAAGCCCUUUGGCAGAUGCAAAUAUUUAAUUGAAUACUUAAUUUGUGCUUCUCAGAACGCUCAGGCACACGCUGAGGUCCCCUUGGUUUCAGGAGGAUGGAGGAUUGUGCUGCUGGACAUGCUGAAGGGGCUGGAGGCUGCUCAUGGCAGAUUGUCUUCCAAGGCAAGGCUGAGUUGGUAGGAAGAAAAGCUUCAGGAGAAAGUAUCAGUGGCAUUGCCAUACACACAUGGAGAAUAACAGGAAUUCUCAGUGACUGGGAGUUGGUUUUGGUUUUUAUUUUUAAUGGUUUUUACUCAACACAAGAGGUGUUUCUGCUCUGGCUCUCACUGAGUCCUGGCUGAUGAUCUUCCUUAGUUCAAGUGCUGUCAUGAUCUGCUCCACUGGACUGGUGAUUUCUAAGAAUUUGUUUUCUUCUGACUUCUCUGCUUUGCCACUCAUGUGCCAUGUUUGAGAAACAGCACAGUAAAUGAAUAAUGGGAGAUGAAUUAGGAAGGCUUUGACAUAGCAUGGCUAUCUCAAAGGCUGCUGUCAAAUCCAGUUUGACCCCAAAGCACUUUAAAAGACAAACCAUGUACAAAUCCUGCUCCUUUGGAAGCAUUCAGCCUAGGGCCAGACCUGGCCCUACAAAAGAUAGCUCAGAUUACUGGAACUCAGAUUCUGUAUUUUUGGUUUUAAUUGUCUUUAACUCCAAGAGUGCUCCAUUACCCCCACCAUCUCCAUUUAGUAGCAGAUUAUAUUUGUUGGUUUGUUUGGGGUUUUUAUUGGAAACAACCAGGCCUCAGGGUUUGAAAACUUCUGAAAGUUUAUUUUUCAGAAAGAAGCCAUUUUCUAGUUAGUUUCUUUUAAUUUUAUUUUAAAUUAUUACUCCCCCCACCUUACAUGCAGCAGAAGUUCUCUUCUUCCAAAACAUGACCUUGUCUUCAGCUACUUUAUCAAUUCCUGGAGACUGAAGUUGACAGAGAGUACUGUGAAAGGGGAAUAUGGAAUAGUUUCACUGUCAGAUUAGAAACAUUAAAAAAAUACAGGGAUUUGAAUUCCUAAAACUGAAAAGGCUUCACUGGUGUAAAAGUAUUGCUUAACAUGUGAAACUCAAAUAUUUUCUUUCAGUUCAGUGAGAAUUCUGUAGUGGGUGUGAACUGCAGGGAAGUGCUUGUUCUUUUCAUGAUUUAAAAGAAGAAAAAAUGAGUAGUUUGGGGGUUUUUUAUCUUUUUUUUUUUUUUUUUUUUUUUUUUUUUUGCUAUGUAGGAAAGAUUGCUGGUUUCAGCAAAGCAUCACCAUUCAGGAAAGGUACAUGUUUACAUUAGUUAAGAAGUCUUUACAGGGGACCUGAUUUGAGUCUGUGUAUAAUUCCCCCUGCCCCCAGUUAAAGUCAUAUUCAUAUGCAAUGGAACUAAUUUGGUUUUUGAAUCAAUGUGAUUCUUCUGCAAACACAAUUAUUGAAAAAAAAUUUUUUUUCACUCUAACCCAAAACAGGGUUCUCAGCCCAAUUUUUUCAAUAUUCCUGGAACAGGCAAGGCAAUUUUCUGUUGUUUUUUAUUAACUUUGGAAGCAUUGCAGUUCAGCAAAUCAAUUCCAAAACGAUCAGGAGAGGUUUCUGACUGACUGUUACAAAGAAACAAUCACGUCAGAAAAUACUCAGAAUCAACUCUGGCUUUGCACAAGGUUUUCUCCAUCUGGAUUUUGUGUCUCAGUGGAGCCCUGCUGACCUCAGGGAAGCUCCACAUGGAUCCAUGUCAGGCUCAUUUGCCUUCUCCUGGUACCUGCUCUCUGUCAGGAAUAUUUGGAGAGCCCUCCAGCUCUACCUUGCUGCACACCUGGGUCUUUUCCAGUGGAAACCUGGGGAUGGAUGAAGAGCUUGGCAGGGCAGGAUUUCAUGGUGACCUGGGGUGCAACAAAUAAAUUGUUUUUUGAUGUUCAAGAUGCAGCCAGGAGGCAGAGCUGAGUGAGGAAUUGCAGUUCCCAGUUCCUGUGCUUCCAAAGUAGCUUUAGGUCCGUGGAUAUUGGAGUGGAAUAGGAGCACACGUGGCUCAAAGCCCAGCUCCUGGCCUGAGCUUGGCUCAGUUGGUCUGAGAUUGGUGCCAGUGACAGCCAGGGCACAGCUCUGAUCCCCACUUGGGCCAUUCCCUGGGGAGCUGGACUCCUUGUGGGUCCCUUCCACUCAGUUCUGUGAAAUAAUCCAUGGAUUUGUUUCUGGAAGAAUCACAAGUCCACCUUCCUGACUUUAGGAACUUGGCAAAGCCUUUCCAAGGGAUGAUAGUUGCACUUAAACAAACAAAAAUCCACAACACCCUGGUGUUUUGAAAAAUUGGAACACAUGCAUUUAAUUGUAAUUAAAGUUGAUUUGACAUUUUAUUUUCUGAAGCUGAGUCAUCUUGGGAGAAAAAAAAAUGAAUAAGUGUUUGUCUAUGCAAGACACAAAUGUCAAAAAUGUGUGAAUUACCCAUAUUUAGGUACUGUAUUGUUAUUGUCUUUCUGACUUCUGUUCCUUUGAUUAGUCUCUUCAACCUUUCAGCCUUACAUUUGGCUUGGAGUUGAACAGGCAAAAUGUAGUUUUGAAAUCCUGUUGGAAAUGUAACUAACCUUCAUUCCCUCAUGAAAAUCUCGCAUGUUAAACAAUUAAAUGAAAUGUUUUGGUUUCCUAAUAAUAAAUUCAAGCUCUCACCACCUCCUGAAAACAGCAGAUCCAUGAACAUGCACGUGUGACUGUGAUGUGCAAACCACCCAACCAGCAGCUGGAUGCACUUUGCUCUUGCCUCUGCUGAGGACAAAAGCAGCUUCAUUUUGCCAAACUCAAACUCAGCAUGGAUUCCUUCCUCCCCUCCCCUGCCCUUGGCAUGCUCAGCUCCUUCAAAGACCUUCUGGGUUGUUUAAUUUUCAAGUCCUACAAGAGCCUGAUGGUGCAGUGCAAAGUGCAGUGAAAUUGGCACUGAUGUGUUUUUUUGGUGGUUGCCCAAAUCAGGUAAUUUGUUCAUUCCCGUCACCUGGAAAUACAAAAUCCAUUCCUUUUCUGUGUCUUAGUUCUUUAGGACCUGCUGAGUGAUCACAGUGUUUUGCCAGAGAAAAGCAAGGUGUGAGAAGGCAGGGAAAUGCCUUUCCAACCUUGUAGACACCCAUAAGGACUCAUAGUUGGUGUUAAUAAAAUCCAGUGUUUCAGGUGGUGACAGAAGCUGCCCAUGACCUGCCCAAGGAUUGCAGCACUGGGUCUGUACAAUUGACAAUCUUUAAAAUGUGAACCCUGUAACUUUUCUCUCUUUGGUUGUUAAGGGAUUUUGGAGCAACUGAUCUAUCAAGGGAUGAAAUUAAAAAUGAGAAUAUGCUUCAUGGAUGAUUUAUUUUUACACUGCUGCUCUCUGUGAACAGAAAAAGCACAUUUUGGAAGCAAAGCAUUUACAUUGCUUUAACAGUAUUGUUUGGCUGAAAGACAAAUACGUUUUCAGGAAAUCUUGAGCAUAGUUUCAAACUAUUUAACCAGUUCUUGGCCAGGGAAAGUCCUUGGCCCUUGUAUUUGUUUGGGGUUAUUUGUUUAUGCAAAUGAAGAAAAAUGUUUACUAGUUCUUACCAGUGUGGGGAUUUUUAUUACUCUUUUGUAAUGCAGGAGCAGCUUGGAUGAAAGAAAGAAUUAGCAGGUAAAUAGUCCACAAUGUUUGUGACUUUGGGUGGGGUUUUCUUUUUGUUGUUGUUUCGAAAUUAUUAAUUAAAAUGGCAUGGACAUCAAACUUCAA